Messenger RNA from Neolamprologus brichardi, 1795 nucleotides. RefSeq names its product C-type lectin domain containing 14A (gene clec14a). The record is from RefSeq and is a predicted model, not a curated record. Lineage: Eukaryota; Metazoa; Chordata; Actinopteri; Cichliformes; Cichlidae.
ACAACACACAUCCUGUCCUGGAGGAGGAGGGGGAGGCGCUGUGUGAUCGAGGGUGAGGCUGGCAGUGUGACUGAAGGAGAACCAGAGAUAGAGGAGGACAGAAAGCAGGAGUAACAAACAAGAAGAGGAGAAACUGGAAAGAACGAGAAAAAGGAGGAAAGAACAGAGCAAAGAGGAGCAGGAGGGAGGAGGAAGGAGGAGAAACUGACUGGACUGUGACACCAUCACCAGAGGGGUGGAGCUAGAGGAUAUGGCGUUUCAGCUCUGCAGCUGUUGGACUUUGCAUCUUUGCAUCUUUGUCUUCCUGCUAAGAAAUAUUUCCUCUGCCCCGUCUUCACAAUACACCCUGAACCACAACAAACUCAGCUUCAACAAUGCCGCUAAGAAGUGUCCCGGCAGCAGUGUCCUCACCACCAUCGCCACCCAACAGGAAGUGGAUGAAAUCCUCAAGCUCAUCUUCAAAUCAGCGCCGUUUCAAAACGAGUUCACCUUCUGGGUCGGGCUGAGAAUCACCAGCUCAGAGUGUAUAGACAGGUCCAAGCCACUGAGGGGAUUCAAGUGGUUAGAGAACAACAGCGAGGAGUCAGAGGUGAGCCAAUGGGCGGAGGACCCAGAACACACCUGUACCACAGACCGGUGUGCGGCGCUGAAGGGACAGUUUGAUGGGUCGAAUGUGACCUGGGGUCUGAUUCCUUUAAACUGCCAUAAGGACAAAAACGCUUUUAUCUGCAAAGUGAAGGAUGGGGACACCACCAUCAGGCUAGGAUCAGAGCCACCUCCACCUGAGGACACACCUAUAAAACCAUCAAAACCACAGCGUGAACCUGGAUUGAUUAACGACUCUCAUUCCGCAGAGCUGCGUUCAUGCCAGCGCCCCUCUAUCCCCGAGGCUCGCUCACUCAAAAUGCUCUCGGGUAACAUGAAGAUCCAGGUGCAGUGCUGGUCCUCCAUUCGUUUUGACCUGGUCUGCUCAGGAGAACCCACCGUGUGGCGAUUGGAGAACGGAGCCCUGGCCAACAUCACUGCCAUCAAAAUAGAGUGUGCCAAUGCCACGCAGAAAGAGGAGGACUCUGUGUUGUGGUCGACCAUCCUGCUCCCUGUGCUGAUAGCCACGGGGGUGCUGGUCUUUCUGCUGGUGGUCAUCGCGGUGACAGUGAAAUGCUGCCUGAACAGGCGGUCAAAGAAACGGGCCAUAAAGAAGGCGGAGAAGAUGGAGAUGAAAAGCAAAAACAGGAAAGAUUCCUUCUCAUUGGCCUAAACAGCCUAAUUGACCAAUGAGAAGCCAGGGAUACGAGGGAACAGAGCUGUGAUUGGCUGUGUUUAGUUACAAAAUUGAUUGUUUUUCAAUUAUUGGACAUUUUGAAGGCUUUUACCUGUGGACUCAAAAUAACCCCUGACCUCUAUCACAAACUGCUCACAGGUAGAUGUUCUUGAAUUCAUUAUUGGUUAAUUUAGAAAAGAUCAAUAAAUUAAGAACUGAGUUAACAUCUGAUCAGUUUCAUCUAAAUGACCCAAUAAAAUUCACGCGUUCUGCCUAGUAGCAGAACAAAUAGUUUAAAUACUUUUAAAUUCAUUUUACUGCUCAUUUAAAUUCACCUGUUUAAAUUCUUCUUUAUUUAAGAAUAUACUUAAUCUUCAUUCACUUCACUGUAAAUGUUUAAAGAAAAAGGUCGUUUCACUGCUGAAUGACAUGGAAGUUAACUUUACUUUGAAAAACUGAUGGUUUGGCUCAAUCUGCUGAUUUCCUGUUUUUGAGUAAUCUUUGAAUUAAACUUUAUUAAACUUUGUUACCUGA